AUGUCCCCGAAGCAGGGGCGGGUUCAGGGCGGAGCCGGGCGGAAGGUCGCCGUCCUACUCCUCACCGCUUUGCCCAAACACCGACACCCAGAAACAUCCGAGCUCGGUCGGCCUUGGUGUGUCCUCCAGUCGAGCAUCUCCUGCUUCCAAGCCUCGAUGGCCAUCCUGGACCUCACCAGCGACCACCCCAGCAUACAUACCUUGGAUAUCCGCACAGCCACCUGCGACGGGCUGCCUGCUGUCCAUCCCCUGUGUCUUCCUCGUCGGCCGGCCGCUGAACCCAUCUUCGCGGCCGCGAUCCCCUCCUGA
Messenger RNA from Puccinia triticina, 309 nucleotides. RefSeq lists its product as uncharacterized. The record is from RefSeq and is a predicted model, not a curated record. The transcript has 2 exons. The coding region runs from base 1 to 309 and encodes 102 amino acids. NCBI's taxonomy places the organism in Eukaryota, Fungi, Basidiomycota, Pucciniomycetes, Pucciniales, Pucciniaceae.